AGAGAGGAUAGGGCCAAGGCACCCAAGCUUCCCUCAUUUGUUGAUGGCAAGGACGACUUGGAUGCUUACCUACAACGAUUUGAGAGGUUCGCAACUACAGCUAAAUGGGAGAAGACAGGAUGGGUUUCGAAACUUAGUGCUCUUUUGUCUGGACGUGCUCUAGAGGUUUGUUCGCGAUUAUCUGAAGAAGCAGCCCAAGAUUAUGACCGAGUAAAGUUAGCUUUGAUGAAGAGAUAUGACCUUACAGAGGACGGCUAUCGUCGAAAAUUCAGAGCAUCAAAGCCGGAAGUUGACGAGAGUCCUGAACAGUUUAUAGUGAGACUGGAUAGAUACUUACUACGUUGGUUAGAGCUGUCGAACACUGAACGUUCUUUUGAAAGGCUUGAAAGAUUUAAUUGUGAAAGAACAAUUUAUUGA
Messenger RNA from Porites evermanni, 417 nucleotides. NCBI's taxonomy places the organism in Eukaryota, Metazoa, Cnidaria, Anthozoa, Scleractinia, Poritidae. The record is from the annotation of a GenBank genome assembly.